Messenger RNA from Gadus macrocephalus (Pacific cod), 1960 nucleotides. Its product is annotated as NACHT, LRR and PYD domains-containing protein 1 homolog. The transcript has 12 exons. Bases 147 to 1511 code for a protein of 454 amino acids. The record is from RefSeq and is a predicted model, not a curated record. Gene Ontology annotation, biological process: regulation of apoptotic process. NCBI's taxonomy places the organism in Eukaryota, Metazoa, Chordata, Actinopteri, Gadiformes, Gadidae.
UAGUUUUAUCACCCCUUGUGCACAAAUAAAGUCAUGGAAAAGAAACCGGUACUGAUGGAAAUCCUGAAACACAGCGGAAGUAGGGGUGAAAACGAAAGUAGAUAUCGCAUCUGAAAUAGUCACGUAGCCUACGUUUACUGGAAACCAUGGAAGCCACUGCGCUCAUGUUGCCCAGUGUGCGCUGGCUUGAAGAGAAGGUUGCUUCUGAUUCUGAUUCUGAUUCUGAUUCUGACUCCAGUGCUGAGUUUGAUGAAGAUAAUAAGGUUGCCAGUGCUGAGGUUGAUGAAGAGGAGAUGCACUUCAAGUCACGUUGUGAAAAAUGUAAAACAGCUCAGCAGAGUUCUGAGUAUUUGAAGAUUACCCCAAGCAAGAUUUCUAAGUGGAGCUUCCAGGUACAGCUGAAAGGCAAAGGGACCUAUGAGUGUUCGGCUACAGGUCUGGUGUUUGAAGUGUCGGAGCAGGCUCUGGUCCGCUACUCGGUCCUGUCCUGGUUCCAAUUCUCUGAGUUCCUCCAAGACUCCUGGAGGCCCGCUGGAUCGAUUUGGAAUGUGGAUGUGGUCAACAAGGAUCCAUCUGUGCUCAAGUUUAUCCAUUUCCCCCACUCUCUGUGCCUUGCUGAACCUGAGCAUGAGCUGAGCUUCAGUGUUCUGCAUGUAAAGGAUCGCCAUGCCAACAUUGAGACGACGGUGGACUUCACGUCAAGCCAUGUUAAAUGGCGCGUGUCCUCGCUUUCUCCUGUGGGUCUCAUCAUUCCGAGCAGUCUGCAGGUGAAGCACCAUGCGUUGGUGCUGAUUUACAAGGAGCGGAUCAAAUCCAAAAAAAAGAUAUCAAUCUUCCACGUGUUUUUGGCCUCGAACGACGGCUCUGAGAUCCAGGCUAUUGAAGAACAGGUGCUCUCUUCUCAUAAGAUAUUGAUCAAGAUGUACAAAUCGGCCGCCUGUAGGCUGGGAGAGAAGUUCCACUGCCUCACAAGCAAGCCAAAAGGGCAAAUUGAACCCCCGAAACUAGAAUUUGUUAAUAAAUUGUUAGCGUCUAAGGGAUUUUUUGAAGCACGCUUCGGUGAGCGUCCUCCUUUCGAAUUGUUUCUGAAGGACUCUGACUGUGAUGAGCCUUUGUGGUCUGCUACAAUCAGAGAAGAGGAUUGGAAAUUCAAGAAGAAACCAAGUGUAAAACCAAGACGUAGGUUAUUACCUUUCAAGAAGACCCAAGUGGCAAACAUCAGACCGGGAGGGGAGCUUCAAAGGAUCCGUUCUGAAUGUGUGCAAAGAGUUUCAAUCUCAGUUAUCAAAGGUCUCCUGGAUGACCUUUGGCAGCAGAAGGUGUUCAGUACUGAGGACAAGGACACUGUGAUGGAGAACCACAAGAUCAGAGCAGACCAAGCACGUUGUCUGAUCGACAUGGUGAUGGGGAAAGGGGAGAGAGCAAGUCAGAUAAUGAUUGAUAGUAUGAAGGAGAGGGAUCCUGAAUUAUGCAUCACAUUGGGCCUGAUCUCUUCUCCUUCAUUGAAGUAAUUUUAAAGAAACUUUUUUUGACAAGACAAGCUGAAAAAGUAAAUGAUGCUGUCAUGUUCAGAAUAGAUCCUCCAUCCUGGGCUACUACAUGUGUACUAAGCUGUUCCCCUCAGUUACCUCCUAUAUCCAAGUAUAGAUAAGAAUUUUGUUACAUUAUAUUAUAAUAAUGUUAGUAUUGUUGUGAUCAUGGAGUUUGUAAACAAAGUUGACAUUAUGCCAAAGAAAGAAUACAUUUUUGCUUCUCUUGACAUUUUUAAUAAUCCACUGAAUUUUAUUCAGGUUGCAUUUUUUACAUUUUCAUAUCAGUUUUAUUUUUUAUAUUUUAUAUAUUUUUUAUAUGUUAUCAUGGAUAUGACCAAAAUCAAACUUGCAGGGUUCUAACCAUAACAUUAGCCUGACACAGGAAUGUUCAGACCUCUGUUCGGGGCAAAAUAAAAUGGUCAAACAUA